CUAGAUAUUAUUGUGGUUUUUCAAAUCAAACGUGGAGUGGACCGAGGAACAUGACAAUUGCUUGUGUCAAGAAAUUUUAGUACUUGAAUACUUUAAGUACAAAAAAGUAAGCAUUUCUAGAAGCAAAAUCUAGGAAAAAUGGCAAACAAUCUGAACGGCCUUAAACUUCCUCGAUUCAGAGUCAGUAACCGUGCUUUUAGAGAAAAAUACACAUUGCUGAGUGAGAAAUUUAAAGCAAAGAUAAAAGACGAAGAGAAGGCAAGUGGAAUUGAACGUGAUUUGAGUGACGUGGAAAAGGCUCUGGAAGAAAUAGCCGAAAGAGAAGCUGCAGCUGAAGACACCGUAGAAAACGAUAAGAAGAAAGCUGACAACGCAAAAGCAGCGGAAAUGAGAAACAGAGCACUAGAAAGCCUGAGCGGAACACAGAAAAGGCAGCGAAACGAAGAGGAGGAGAAAGUAAAGCCAAAGUAAAAAGGUCGUAGAAGUGGAGGUGACGCAAUUGCAUAUUUGCGCGAAAAAAAUGAUCUUGUUUAGAAGUGGAAAGAAGAAGAAUUUCAGCCGCAAAACCAGCGAGUUGAUGUUGAGGGUAAACGGGAAGAUCGAUCAAGAAAACGACAUCAGCAUAUGAUGAAAGUCUUGGUGGAACAGACUAAGCAGCAGCAAGAGCAGAUGCAAAGUUUCAGCAGAUGUUUACCUUAACGCAACAAAAGCAGUCUCAAAUAAUUAUGAAGCUUCUAGAAAAACAAAAUUAACUUGGCUUGGUUUUGCACGAUGAUGUUCAUAAUAUGUUUGAUUUUGGUUGUGAAUACUUCAAUGGUUUAUCAGGCAAGUUUAUACUUCACGUUGUUGUUUCUUUUUAUACCUAAAAUCUUACAUUGUAUCAAGACUUCGACAAACUGAUAGACUCGAAUGAUAUCCAUAUUUUGAUCACUUUAUUAGCAACUUAUCUACACUUCAAAAUAAUGACAUAUCAUGUUGCCAAAACUUUGUAUUAACACAUUAAAGAAAAAUAUUUGCAAAGGUUUAUGUAGGCGUUCUGACUUCAACGAGUCAAGUGAUGUUGUCACAUAAAUAUUUAACCGGAACAGUAUACGUGCCGUUUCACUUUCCAAUACUAAGUGACAUCCUUACAUCAGAUAAGUCAAACCACUCAACAAAUAUAGAAAAGUAUAGAGUGGUUUGGUUAACAUGAUAAGAUCAAGACGGACAUGUUUUUCUCUGUUAUUGCGAGUAUUGUCUUGUCGUAUGAUUUUGUAUUUCUAUCAAACCGCGUUAUUUUAGCAGAAUAAAAUUAUGCACUUCGCAGGAAAUGACUCAAAAUA
Pocillopora damicornis (cauliflower coral) is the source of this 1322-nucleotide messenger RNA. RefSeq lists its product as uncharacterized. The record is from RefSeq and is a predicted model, not a curated record. Lineage: Eukaryota; Metazoa; Cnidaria; Anthozoa; Scleractinia; Pocilloporidae.